GAGUCGCUGCCCGCUAGCAGCGACGGCAGUCACAAGUGAUCGUCGUUGAUCUUCGAAAAACCAAAAGCACGAAUUUCACAACUUUCCGAUUGAUUAUUGUAACUGAACUUUUAGUAACUAGAACAUUUAUAUAAUGGGUCAAACAUCAAGUAAUGAGAGUAAUGGUGUACAACGGACUUCGGUUUCGACAAAGAAAUAUGAUGUAGAAACGUCUUCAGAGGAUAUUUAUUUCGCGAACGAUGGAAGACGACAAUUGCACGUUGGGAUGAAUAACUAUAACGGAGAAAAUCAGCCGCGAUCGGAGGGUCCAAGCCCUUAUAUGACCUUGAGGACGGACGAACUGCGGAAUCAGAGGCCAAUGGCACCUAGUCUGAUAAACGUACUACCUCCUAAACGCGAGACUUUGGCAACGUAUACUGCGCAAAUGAGAGGUUGGCAAUCUGCCGAUAAUCACGGCUCCUCGACAACGUUUCAACAGAAUAAUAACGAAAUGGAGCUCUCACAAAUCAUUUCGCAGUUGGCUGUGGCUAAUCAACAAUUAGCUAGUGCGCACAAUGCGACACUGACGCGUAUGGAAGCGUUGUAUUUAGAAUUGUCGAAGGCUAAGGAGAACCGGAAGCGAACGACUUCGGCGGAAGCUGCGGGAACGUACGACGAUGUUCUUUGGAAAAGAUUGCAAAGUACUGAUGAAGUUAUCGAAAAGGAAGAAUCACGAAGAUUAGAACAACGUGUUAGUAGACUGGAAAAAUUGCUGGGGGGGAAUAUCGCUGAACAAUGCGAACAAAGGAAUUCAUACUUACAAGAAAAUAGCAAAUUGCGUUCCAGAAUCGAGGGACUAGAUAGCUUGACACGAGACACAAACGACGAAGACUAUUCGACGAGAUCAGCAGAAUCUCGUUGUCAGUCAUCGGAACAACGAACGAAUCGCAUCAUGAUUGAUGCUCUUAGUGAAGUGCCUGAUAAUUGUGGCAAAGAUCAAGACGCAACAAAAGAAGAGGAGAAUAUUUACCGAUAUUGCAGCGCUCACUCUGAUGAUUCCGAAACAAAUGUUCCUAUGAUAAAUAGAAGCACAUGUUUCAGAGUAGAUUUAGAUAAAGUAUGUAGAAAGUGGACAAGGUUGAGAAACAAUGAGCAUAAUUCGACGACGAACAGUUCUGCAAGUGAAAAGAUACUGAAAUUGUCCGAGGAAGUUGAAAAAUUAACAGAAGAUAAAUUAAAAGGCCAAAAUGCAAACGAAAGAUUGUUACGUAGUUUAGCGGAUCAAAAAGCUUUGGUGGAAAAAUUAAGUGUAGAACAUGAGGAGAUGAAAGGGCGACGAUAUACAGUAGCUGAAAAUAAUUUAUAUGAAUGUAGACGACAACAUGAUGAACUGACAAAGCACUUGGACGUCGCCAAAAAAGAAAUCGAAAGGCUACUGAAAGAAGUCGAUAUCUUUAAGUCAGAAAAAGACACUGCCGAUACAAGAAUCUCAAUUUUAGAACAGGAUCUGCAAAAAUCAUUACUCGAGAAAGAGCAAAUAAAAAAUGUGGAAAAUCAAAAGGCAUCAAAAUUGCGAGCACAGUUAUGUGAAGAAGUCUCGGACAAAAAGAAGCAAAUUAAAGCUCUUGAAGAUGCUUUGCAGGAGAUUCAAAGACUGAAGCAAACUAUCAAGACUGAAAGGAAGAACGAUAAUGUCGCAUCGGAUGUGGAUAAUACUAUCGCUCCAUUAGAUGACAUCCCAGAGACUACGUCAGAUCCAGAUUGUACUGCUAGCAAUAUGGAGGAAUUUAGAAAAGAAUUAGCCUUGAAAAGGGAAGCUAGACAUAAAGCUAUCGCAGUAGUCUCGUCCGAAAUGGAAAGACUUAGAAAAGAAUUAGCUGCAGAGAAAGAGGCUCAUUCCGAAACGUCGAGUAUGUUAGCCCUUUUACGUUCCGCUCAAAGUAAUUCGCAAAACGUCAACUUCGCAGAUCAGCUUAGCACUUUUGUUAAGUCUACAACGAAGGAGCAAUGGAAUGAAAAUGACAAAAUGUUGAAAUGCGUGCAAGCGAAACGAUUAACGAGUACCUUAAAGGUAUCCGAUGAAGUAAGGAACGACAUACGAUAUCAAAUUGAGAAAGUGGAUGACCUUCGUUAUCAACUAGAGACUAAUUCAGAAUGUCAUCAGCGUCGUAUUCAAUGUUUAACAGAAGUGACCAACAAAGCACGUCAGUCUUGCGUUGCACGUGAACGUCGGACCAAUGAGUUGAAAGAUUAUCUGGCUCAAGUGUUAGUUAGACUAGGCGACAAAAGUUUUCUGGAAGUCCAAGAUGACGAGGGAGCCGAGUGCGAUCGACAACUAGAGAAUAUUAAUACAUUGAAGAGCCUCUACAACGGGAGGCUGAGAGUUUUGACCGAGUUGAAGGAUUCGGCGACCAAAGAGUUGAUGGAUAUAAAGCAGAAAUUAGAUUACUCUCUAAAGAAAUCGGAGAAUUUAGAAGAGGAACUUAAAAAAGCUGAAGAAAAGAUCGAUGUACAAGACUCGGAAAUAACGAACUUGGAAUCUCAAUUGGGGCUGACCAAGGCAGACUGCAGAGAUCUUCAGAAUCAGAUGUCUCUUAUUAACGGAUUGUUUACCCAGAUGUUGCUUGGAGCUUCCUCUGCAGACAUGGAUCUUGAUCGUUUAACUCAGCUGCUACAGGAGAAUCAUGAUCUUAUAAGUGACAUAGCUAGAGAGGAAAGUACUGAAGCAGCAGCUCUUCCUAAACUUCUUUUAGACUUGAUCAAACAAGUUGAAGAUGAUAAAGCGACUCAAAAUCAUGCGAGGGAUGAAACGAGCGUAGAAAGCAUUGACGAAGUUGAUAGGAAAGAAGACGAUCUGCAGGAAGAAGAUAUUGCCCACAAUUUACCAAAGGUGUGGCGCGUUUUAUUGGAGCUACUUAGUUGUCAUGCGGUGACCUCGCCAAGCGUUUCCGUUGCAUCCUGCUCGGAUCCAAAUAGCUGUUAUAAAUCCGUGGACACUCCAGCCGGCCCAAGAUUGGUAAUAUCUGUAAGCAAAACGUACAUUCGUUUGAAGGAGCUGAUCCUGGAAAAGAAACACUUGGAGAAGGAAAUGAAUCGCAUGAAGCAGUUAAAUACUCAUCUAGAGAGUAAGCUGAGUGAGCAGGAGAAAAGACUGUCCAUGGUGUCGACUGAGUUGAGCAAAACGUGGAACAUCGUCGGCCGAAUGCAAGUGCAACACCAACAGUUACACACACACGAAGAAAUAUUAAGAUACGAGUUGCAACAGAAGAGGAAGAUGCUGCAGGAGCUAAAACAGGAAUUGGAAUACUGCAGAGAAAAAUGGGAAUCAGCCAGGCAGAAAAAUACAAAAACCGAAUUAGAAUGGAGAAACUUGCGUCGUGAGUUUGCCGCACGGAAAGCUUUGGCUGCUCAUGAUUCUUUUAACAGUGCUGAAAGCGGUUUCAGUGAUGAAAGAGGCGACGAUACUGAUGAAGAGGAAGAACCAAUUGAAGGAAGAAUCAGAUACGGUCCACGCAGGCGGACACGAAAAGAAAAUCCUAGAGCAUCGACACCAGACACCGAGUCCGAACAGCCAACAGACACCGAACUGUCAGAAUCAAAAACUGGUUCAUCGAUAAUUUUGGAACAACGUACACCUACACCGGAGACCGAGACUGAAUUGGAUGAGACAGAAGUUACGCAUGUUGAUUUGGCAGCCAUUAAUUUAACAGAAGAUGAUCAGAUUGAGCAAAAUACGCAAGAGCCUUUGGACCCUUUGGACCAAGCCCUUACUAAUGUUAUACAGAAUCUCAUAAGAAUCGAAGAUACGGAAUCGGAUGAAGCUCUCUCGACUUUACAUGAGGGCACAAUAACGUUCUUUGAAGAACCGUGCGAUGCUCGAACUCUUGAACACGAUGAUAACGCGAGAGAUAAUAAUGAGAUACUUUUAAAAACGAAUUUUUGUGACAAAGAUCCGCAAUCUUGGACACCAACUGCUGAACUCUGGGAUUCAUCAUCCACUGUAAAGACACCAGAACAAUCAAUUACGAAUAUUGACCCACCCUCGGCCGAAGAUACUCCAUCAUCCGUUUCUCAACCAGUUACCAUUAUUGCGGAUACAAUCGGCACAACGGCUAUCUUUUCCAUUGGGCCUCUUCCCACCCUGACAUCUCCGUCUAUAAAAAGCGUGCAAUUCAGCAAUCCCUUGAUCGUGGGACCAUCUAAUCGUUUUAUUGCGCCAAUGUUUGGCGCAGCUGCGGCAGAAUUAGAAAAUUCGACCGGUAACUUCGACGUCUCUUCAUCUUCACUCGCUUCGUCCUCAUUACCAAGUGAGAAAGAAGAGCCGACAAAGGACACGGAACAACGAGCUUUCAAACUAAUUACAAAAGAGAACGUUGCGGAUUCUGACAGCGUCUCUGUAGAUUCUUUCUCGAGUCUUGACACAGUUAGAGAAUUUCCUACGACCGAUCUCAGUCCUGUGCCUUCGUCUACAUCAACAUCUAAAGAAGAACUGCGGGAAGGAGAUGAAGACUUGCAAAAGAAGACUACGGUAGCACCAACAAAACUUCGCGUUCCGGAAGAGGUCUUGGCAGCACGAUCUGAUCGAUUGAAACGUUUGGAGGAGCAAGCAGAUUGGCUCGUAAAGAAAAUGAAUGCAACGAGUAAACGAGGCAUUGCUCUUUGCACCAGAUUAGAAGAACUUCAUGAUACUUACGGUGAACCGCCGGUUCCCCCACCUAUGCCCGACGUUUUACCUAGUUUUAAGCUGCCAUCCAGCCUACUCGAUCUACCUUGUCAGGUGUCUAACUCGUCAUCCACAGAUGGUACUGAAACUGAAAAUUUGAAUGCGUCGAAAGACAAUGCAUCAGCAAAUGCACCGUGAUGGAUGCGUCAUAACUUUUUAAAAGAAUCAAUUUUCAUCAUUCAGAAGCAUUACAAAGUUAGAUACAUUUAUUUCGCAAAAUAAAUAUCUUUCCCGUGUGUGUGUUGCGGAUAUACGUACAAUAUAAUCUAUUAUACUAUUAAUAUAACUUAAUUAAUUAAUAUAAAAAAUGAGACAAUAA
Molecule: messenger RNA, 5021 nt
Organism: Ooceraea biroi (clonal raider ant)
Lineage: Eukaryota; Metazoa; Arthropoda; Insecta; Hymenoptera; Formicidae
Product: autophagy-related protein 23
Source: RefSeq, a predicted model, not a curated record